AUAUACUACGGACGAUCCGUCAACAAGGUGUUCAACCAAGACUUCAUUAUAGACAAACGGUUCAAGAUCGUAAAGGAGCUUGGCCAUGGAGCCUAUGGUAUAGUAUGCUCCGCCAAAUACGACGAUGGAUCCGGCAACGACGACAUCACCACCAACAAUAAUGAUGCUGCUGGCAACUCGUCAUCAUCUGAUGGAUCGUACGUGGCCAUAAAGAAAAUCACCAAUAUCUUUUCCAAAAAGAUAUUGUGCAAACGGUCGCUCCGUGAGCUAAAGUUGCUCCAGUUCUUCCGCGGUCACAAGAACAUCACCUGCUUGUACGAUUUGGACAUCAUUCCCAAUCCGUUGAAUGGUGAGUUCAACGAAAUCUAUUUGUACGAAGAGUUGAUGGAGUGUGACAUGCACCAGAUUAUCCGGUCGGGACAGCCACUCACCGAUCUGCAUUACCAAUCUUUCAUCUACCAGGUGUUGUGCGGUCUCAAAUACAUUCAUCUGGCCGACGUGUUACAUCGGGACUUGAAGCCGGGCAAUCUCUUGGUUAAUGCUGAUUGUGAGUUGAAAAUCUGUGACUUCGGGUUAGCCCGAGGCUUCUCGGAGAACCCCGAACAGAAUGCCGGUUACAUGACAGAAUACGUAGCUACCAGAUGGUACAGAGCCCCUGAGAUCAUGUUGAGUUUCACCAACUACUCGAAGGCUAUUGAUAUCUGGUCUGUAGGUUGUAUUUUGGCUGAACUCUUAGGAGGAAAGCCUCUUUUCCGCGGAAAGGACUACGUAGACCAAUUGAACCAGAUUCUAUUGGUAUUAGGCACUCCGAAAGAAGCCACUUUGACCAAGAUCGGUUCUGUGCGAGCACAGAACUACGUCAGGUCACUUCCCUUGAUGAAGAAGGUGAGUUAUAGCGAGCUUUUCCCUAACGCUAACCCUUUGGCACUUGACUUACUUGAGAAGAUGUUGACUCUUGACCCAUUCGAGAGAAUUUCGGUCGAAGAAGCAUUGAGCCAUCCUUAUCUUGCCGUGUGGCACGAUCCACAAGACGAGCCCGAGUGUCAGGUCAAAUUUAACUUCAAAUCGUUUGAAACGGUAGACAAUAUGGACGACAUGAAACAAUUGAUCAUAGACGAAGUAAAGAAGUUUAGAGAGUUUGUUCGUAAGCCCAUCCACGAACAGCAGCAGAUUCAAUUACAGAUCCAGUUGCAACAGCGGCAAAUCGAAGAACAAGAAGCAGCAGCUGAAGCCCACAGAAAGGAACAAUUGCUCGAACAACAGAGACAACAACAGCAGCAACAACAACUUCAAGACCAACUCAAUGUCAUGGAUAUCGUUGAAACUCCGGCUUUCUCCAAUAACGCUGAUGUUCAGUACUACCAGUCGAUUCCCAAGCCCCAAGAGUUGGACGAGUUCACUUUCUCUCACGGCAGUAACUCAGCUGCUGCUAACGACUUGUAUGAGAACAAUAGCUUACAGUACCAGAAUCUGCAGACGCCAGCUGAGUUUCAGAACCAGUCUGCUUCGGACUUGUUCCGUUUGGAAGAAGAGUUGGGAUUCGGUCUAGAU
This is a messenger RNA of Scheffersomyces stipitis CBS 6054, 1551 nucleotides long. RefSeq names its product mitogen-activated serine/threonine-protein kinase (gene MKC1). The annotation marks the transcript as partial. Gene Ontology annotation, molecular function: ATP binding; MAP kinase activity. Lineage: Eukaryota; Fungi; Ascomycota; Pichiomycetes; Serinales; Debaryomycetaceae. Gene Ontology annotation, biological process: intracellular signal transduction; protein phosphorylation. The transcript is spliced from 2 exons. Gene Ontology annotation, cellular component: cytoplasm; nucleus. The record is from RefSeq and is a predicted model, not a curated record.